Molecule: messenger RNA, 949 nt
Organism: Merops nubicus (carmine bee-eater)
Lineage: Eukaryota; Metazoa; Chordata; Aves; Coraciiformes; Meropidae
Gene: RPUSD4
Product: RNA pseudouridylate synthase domain containing 4
Exons: 7
Biological process (GO): pseudouridine synthesis
Molecular function (GO): pseudouridine synthase activity; RNA binding
Source: RefSeq, a predicted model, not a curated record
GUCCCUAAAGACCCAGCACAGAGACGGAUUCGGGAACUCACCACGUUGAGCAAGCAGCUGCAGAAGGUCCACCCCAACGUCCUGGCCAAAAUCCUGAAGCAGGAAACCUUCUACCAAAACGAGGAGAUCGUGGCAAUCAACAAACCCUACGGCCUUCCCGUGCACGGUGGCCCAGGGGUCAAGAACUGUAUCGCCGACGUGCUGCCCAUUUUGGCCAAGAUGUUGGAGAACAUGAGAGCUGAACCCCUGCACCUCUGCCACCGGCUGGACAAAGAGACCACGGGCGUGAUGGUGCUGGCGCGGAGCAAGGAGGCGGCCGAGAGGAUCCGCCUGCUCUUCAAGACCCGUCAGGUGGAGAAGACCUACUGGGCAAUUAGCCUGGGCGAGCCAGAGCCCACCGAGGGCAUCGUGGAGAUCCCCAUCCUGGAGAAGGAGGUGAAGAGCCACCAGUCGCACUACAAGGUGAGCCCCUCGACCUUGGCCCCCACCUCCCGCCUGUCCCCGGGGGACGGCCGGGCGGUGAGGGUGCGGAAGAACCGCCGCGCCGAGAGCGCGGUGACGCGGUACCGCCGCCUGGCCAGCUCCUCCUGCUGCUCCCUGCUCGAGCUCCAGCCCAUCACCGGGGUGAAGCAUCAGAUCCGGGUCCACCUGGCCUACGGGUUGGGGUGUCCCAUCUUGGGGGAUCAUAAAUACUCACACUGGAGCAAGCUGGCACCACAGAAGCUUCCUGAGAUCACCUUGAAGAGGUUGAAGCUGAAGCAGAGCAAAGCUCGGCACCUUCCCCUCCAUCUCCACGCCCACCGGCUCUCCCUGCCCCUGGGAGAGAGGUUGGACCUGGUCUGCAAGCCACCCCUCUUCUUCCUAAAGACUCUGAGGAGGCUGGAGCUGGACACCCCCUCCAAGAAGCAAAACCAAAACCAUGACAAAAAGGGGUUCCAGGGGCAACAAA